AUGCAGAGAGCUUCCCUGGCACCCAAGGCACGACCCCUGCCCCCGGGCGUGUAUACCCCCGUGGUAACACUGUAUAAGGCUGGUGACAAGUCGCAACCAGUUGACCAUGAUGCAAUGUACAAGCAGUGCCAGGCUCUGGUGCAGGCCGGUAUGCAUGGGCUAGUUUACCUCGGCACCAACGGAGAAUUAGCUCUCCUUACUCGAGACGAACGCAAGGCCAUCCUCGUAACGGCUGUCCGGGCUGUCAAAGACCUUGGGAAGCCUGACUACCCCAUCGUUGCAGGAAUAUCUGCACAGUCCACCUACGAGACCAUCAUCAAUGCCGAGGACGCCGCUGAGGCUGGUGCGUCUUUCACGCUGCUUCUGCCGCCAAGCUACUGGGCCAAGGCUCUCUCCUCAGCGGCUCUGAUAGCGUACUUCAAAGAGGUCGCGGAUAACUCCCCCAUCCCCAUCAUUGUCUACAACUUCCCAGCCGUCACGGGAGGCAUUGAUCUCGACUCGGAUCAACUCGCCACACUGGCAGACCACCCCAACAUCUCCGCCACGAAACUGACGUGCGGCAACGUGGGCAAGCUCACAAGACUGACGAGCAUCUUCAGCCCCGAGCAGUUUGGCGUGUACGGCGGAAGCAGUGACUAUCUCCUGCCGACGCUGCACGCCAGCGGAAGCGGCUGCGUCACGGGCAUGGGCAACAUCUUCCCCGGCUCCACCGCUGCUGUGUAUGAUCUCUGGAAGGAGGGCAAGCUCGAGCAGGCCAAGAAGCUGCAAGACCUGGUGGCAAAUGCUGAGUGGGCCUGCAAGAAGGGCAUUGCGAUAACCAAGUAUGGAGGCUGGUAUUUCCUAGGACGCAAUAUCGGGCUUGACCAGGAGGAGACUUGGGAGAUGAGGAGACCGUAUCAGCCCGUGAGUGAGGAGAUGAAGGCAUGGGCUGUCAAGACUCUGGGAGUUCUGGCAGAGGUUGAGAGCAAGCGUUCAUGGACCACGUGGUAG
Clonostachys rhizophaga is the source of this 990-nucleotide messenger RNA. The record is from the annotation of a GenBank genome assembly. Lineage: Eukaryota; Fungi; Ascomycota; Sordariomycetes; Hypocreales; Bionectriaceae.